Molecule: messenger RNA, 2598 nt
Organism: Drosophila willistoni
Lineage: Eukaryota; Metazoa; Arthropoda; Insecta; Diptera; Drosophilidae
Gene: Ir93a
Product: ionotropic receptor 93a
Exons: 9
Coding region: 1-2598 (865 amino acids)
Cellular component (GO): membrane
Molecular function (GO): ligand-gated monoatomic ion channel activity
Source: RefSeq, a predicted model, not a curated record
AUGAGGUCAACAUUGGGACUUUUGCUUAUUUUUGGCCUGCAGUUGAGUUUAUUAGUUUCGGUCGAUUGCAAUGACUUUUCCUCAUUUCUAAGCGCAAAUGCUUCUCUGGCUGUUGUGGUUGAUCAUGACUAUAUGACCAUGCAUGGACAAAAUAUUAUGGCCCAUUUUGAGAAGAUACUAAGCGAUAUAAUACGUGAGAAUUUAAGAAAUGGCGGUAUUAAUGUACGAUAUUUUACCUGGAAUUCUGUGCGUUUAAAAAAAGAUUUCCUGGCUGCAAUAACGGUAACUGAUUGUGAAAAUACUUGGAAUUUUUAUAAGAACACACAAGAGACAUCCGUCUUAUUGAUUGCCAUAACAGACUCGGAUUGCCCCAGAUUGCCAUUAAAUAGAGCAAUUAUGAUUCCCCUGGUGGAGCAUGGUGAUGAGUUUCCACAAAUUAUACUUGAUGCCAAAGUCCAGCAAAUACUUAAAUGGAAAACUGCUGUCGUUUUUGUAGAUCAAACCAUUUUGGACGAGAACUCUGUGCUGGUGAAGAGCAUAGUUCAUGAGAGUACUACCAAUCACAUAGCUCCCAUUUCGUUGAUACUCUACAAAGUGAACGAUUCGUUGCAUGGCCAACAGAAACGUACGGCUCUGAGGCAGGCAUUAGGCCAAUUUGCAAUGCCCAAGCAUGAACAGAAGCAUCAACAAUUCCUGGUGAUAUCCAAAUUCCAUGAGGAUAUCAUUGAAAUAGCAGAAACAUUGAAUAUGUUUCAUGUGAGCAACCAGUGGAUGUUCUUUGUGCUGGAGGAACUGCGUCGCGAUUUUGAUGCCAGCACUGUGACCAUAAAUCUCGAUGAGGGAGCUAACAUUGCAUUUGCUUUGAACGAGACAUAUCCCGAUUGUCAGGACACAUUGAAUUGCACUAUAUCCGAGGUUAGCAUGGCUUUAGUGACAUCUAUUUCCAAGAUGAUAUCGGAAGAGCAAUCAAUAUAUGGCGAAAUAUCUGAUGAGGAAUGGGAAUCCAUACGUUUCACUAAGCAAGAGAAACAAGAUGAACUUUUGGAGUAUAUGAAGGAUUAUCUUAAAUUGAAUAGCAAAUGUGCUAGUUGUGCCAGAUGGCGUAUUGAUACGGCUAUUACCUGGGGCAAGACUCAAGAGAGUCGGCAAUUUCGCACUGCUCCAACACGCGAUGCCAAGAAUAGAAACUUUGAUUUCAUUAAUAUUGGCUACUGGAGCCCUUUGUUGGGAUUUGUGGUCCAGGAGCUAACCUUUCCUCACAUUGAGCAUCAUUUUCGGAACAUCACCAUGGAUAUUCUGACCGUACAUAAUCCACCUUGGCAAAUCCUGACCAAAAAUAGUCUGGGUCACAUAGUCGAAUCCAAGGGCAUAGUUAUGGAGAUAGUACGGGAAUUGAGUCGUGCCUUAAAUUUUACCUAUCAACUGCAUGAAGCCAAGUCAUGGGAGGAUGAGUAUGCAAUUAGCCAGAGCAAGAACGAAAGUGAAAUGGAACUUCUAGGCUCAAUGACAUAUCGCAUUCCCAGUCGUGUGACUGAACUGGCCCAGGGCAAUCAAUAUUUUCUGGCCGCUGUGGCUGCCACCAUUUAUGAUCCCGAGAAGAGAUUUUUUAAUUUCACACAGCCCAUCAGUGUGCAGAAAUACACUUUUAUUACCCGCCAACCGGAUGAGGUGUCUCGCAUUUAUUUGUUUACGGCUCCAUUUACCCAGGAGACCUGGGGAUGCCUGGUUGGCAUUAUUAUACUGACCGCUCCCCUUCUGUAUGGCAUUAAUCGUUUGGCACCUCUGGAAGAGCUACGUAUCAGAGGCUUAUCUACGAUCAAGAGCUGCUUUUGGUAUGUACUCGGAGCUCUGCUCCAGCAAGGAGGCAUGUAUCUGCCCAAGGCAGACAGUGGACGCCUCAUAGUGGGCUUCUGGUGGAUUGUGGUCAUUGUCCUGGUCACCACUUACUGUGGCAAUCUUGUGGCAUUUCUCACUUUUCCCAAAUAUCAGCCCGGAAUCGAUUAUCUUACUCAGUUGGCACACCACAAGCAUAUCUCCCAGUAUGGCCUACGAAAUGGAACGUUUUUUGAGAAAUACACCAAGACCACAACACGUAAGGACUUUAAGCGGUUCAUGGAGAAAGCCAUUAUCUACAACAAUGCAGAAUCUGAGAGAAUCGAUGCUGUGAAAAGUGGCCAACGGAUCAAUAUAGAUUGGCGUAUCAAUUUGCAAUUGAUUGUCCAGCAACAUUUCGAGCAAGAUAAGGAAUGUCAUUUUGCCCUGGGCAAGGAGGACUUUGUCGAUGAGCAGAUUGGCCUAGUUGUCCCAUUAAAUAGCGCCUACUUGCAUCUCAUUAAUCUUCACAUCGAUCGCAUGUUUCGCAUGGGUUUUAUUGAGCGUUGGCAUCAGAUGAAUCUCCCCAAUUCGGACAAGUGUAAUGGCAAAAGUGUUCUACGACAGAUAACCAAUCACAAGGUGAACAUGAAUGACAUGCAAGGAUGUUUCCUAGUCCUAAUCUUUGGCUUCAUAGUGGCCGUUCUGGUGGCAUCCAUUGAGUUCUGGUAUUAUCGCUAUCAUCUUCACCAUCAAAAACGCAAGCAAAGUGUUUUCGUCAACUAA